AUGGCCUUCACCUUCGCUGCCUUCUGCUACAUGCUGUCGCUGGUCCUCUGUGCCGCCCUCAUCUUCUUCGCCAUCUGGCAUAUAAUCGCCUUUGAUGAACUUCGAACAGACUUCAAAAGCCCAAUAGAUCAGUGCAACCCAGUCCACGCAAGAGAGCGGCUGAGAAAUAUUGAGCGUAUUUGCUUCCUCCUGCGAAAGCUGGUGUUGCCGGAGUACUCUAUCCAUAGUCUUUUCUGCAUAAUGUUUUUGUGCGCUCAAGAGUGGCUCACACUGGGGUUAAAUGUUCCUUUGCUUUUUUAUCACUUCUGGAGGUAUUUUCGUUGCCCAGCAGAUAGUUCAGAGCUAGCAUAUGAUCCACCUGCAGUCAUGAAUGCAGAUACCUUGAGUUACUGUCAAAAAGAGGCCUGGUGUAAGCUAGCUUUCUAUCUCCUUUCCUUCUUCUACUAUCUGUACUGCAUGAUCUACACUUUGGUGAGCUCUUAACUGAAAGAUCAUCAUUAAAGACUGAA
Messenger RNA from Gymnogyps californianus (California condor), 509 nucleotides. RefSeq names its product cornichon family AMPA receptor auxiliary protein 3 (gene CNIH3). Bases 1 to 483 code for a protein of 160 amino acids. The transcript has 6 exons. The record is from RefSeq and is a predicted model, not a curated record. Gene Ontology annotation, cellular component: dendrite; synapse. Gene Ontology annotation, biological process: regulation of AMPA receptor activity; vesicle-mediated transport. Lineage: Eukaryota; Metazoa; Chordata; Aves; Accipitriformes; Cathartidae.